This is a messenger RNA of Oryzias latipes (Japanese medaka), 3206 nucleotides long. RefSeq names its product solute carrier family 7 member 8a (gene slc7a8a). Gene Ontology annotation, molecular function: neutral L-amino acid transmembrane transporter activity; L-amino acid transmembrane transporter activity. NCBI's taxonomy places the organism in Eukaryota, Metazoa, Chordata, Actinopteri, Beloniformes, Adrianichthyidae. Gene Ontology annotation, cellular component: membrane. Gene Ontology annotation, biological process: neutral amino acid transport; amino acid transmembrane transport. The record is from RefSeq and is a predicted model, not a curated record.
AUGACAGACGGUCCGAGACAACGGAGCAGCACAGCGGGCUCUGCCAAGGAUGCUGCCGGAGAGAAGGAGUCUGGAGGAGUUGCGCUCAAGAAGGAGAUCGGGCUUGUGAGCGCCUGCGGUAUCAUCGUGGGUAACAUUAUCGGAUCGGGUAUCUUUGUCAGUCCAAAGGGAGUGAUGGAGAAUGCCAGCUCUGUGGGAGUGGCGUUGAUUGUCUGGAUCAUCACCGGCAUCAUCACGGCCAUCGGAGCACUGUGCUAUGCCGAGCUGGGGGUCACCAUUCCCAAAUCAGGGGGUGACUAUUCCUACGUCAAGGAUAUCUUUGGUGGACUGGCGGGGUUCUUGCGACUGUGGAUUGCCGUGUUGGUCAUUUACCCAACCAACCAGGCUGUGAUCGCUCUGACCUUCUCCAACUACGUUCUCCAGCCGCUGUUUCCCACCUGCUUUCCACCUGAGAAUGGCCUGCGGCUCCUGGCUGCCGUUUGUCUCUUGCUGCUCACAUGGGUGAACUGCUCCAGUGUGAGGUGGGCCACCAGAGUGCAGGACAUCUUCACCGCUGGGAAGCUGCUGGCGCUGGCGCUCAUCAUCGUCAUGGGCUUUGUGCAGAUCUGCAAGGGAGACUACUACUGGUUAGAGCCAGCCAAUGCCUUUGAGCCCUUCCAGGACUAUGAUGUGGGCUUGAUAGCGUUAGCCUUCCUACAAGGCUCCUUUGCCUAUGGAGGCUGGAACUUCCUCAACUAUGUCACAGAGGAGCUGGUGGAUCCCUAUGUCAACCUUCCACGUGCCAUCUUCAUCUCCAUCCCUCUCGUGACCUUCGUUUACGUCUUUGCCAACAUUGCUUAUGUCACAGCAAUGAGCCCCCAGGAGCUGCUUGCCUCAAAUGCUGUUGCUGUGACGUUUGGUGAAAAGCUGCUGGGUGUGAUGGCCUGGAUUAUGCCCAUCUCUGUGGCCCUUUCCACCUUUGGAGGAGUCAACGGUUCCCUUUUCACCUCUUCACGGUUGUUCUUUGCUGGAGCCAGAGAAGGCCAUCUCCCCAGCCUGCUUGCCAUGAUUCACGUGAAACGCUGCACUCCCAUCCCAGCUCUGCUCUUCACAUGUCUUUCCACCCUGUUAAUGCUGUGCACCAGUGACAUGUACACACUCAUCAACUACGUGGGCUUCAUCAACUACCUCUUCUACGGAGUCACUGUGGCCGGGCAGAUUGUCCUAAGGAUCAAACAGCCUGACAUGCACCGGCCAAUCAAGAUCAGCCUGAUUUGGCCUGUCAUCUACCUCAUCUUCUGGGCGUUCCUGCUCAUCUUUUCCCUUUACUCUGAGCCUAUCGUUUGUGGUAUUGGCCUUGCCAUAAUGCUUACCGGAGUCCCUGUGUAUUUCCUGGGGGUUUACUGGGACAACAAGCCACAAUGCUUUGACAAUUUUGUUGAUAAAAUGACAUACGUGGGCCAGAAGAUGUGUGUGGUCGUCUAUCCAGCUGAAAGUAAGAAGAAUGAAGAGGAGGGGGAGGAAAUGAAGGAAGUCACCUCUCCCCUUUCAAAAGAAGAAGCCGACAGCCACAAGUCAGGAGACUGCUGAAACCUCCACCCGAAUGCAAACACACAAUCUAGAGUUUGUUUACUGAUCAACACCUUGUCUUCAAUACUGAAUCAUUGAUGUUAUGUGCCAAAUGAAUGAAAGGUAAAGUAAUACGCAACGUCAAAACCACGCUCGGGGUCCAUCCAAAGUGCAAUAACACAAGGUUAGCACCUUCUAGCCCCCAUUGUCAAAGAUGGAGUUUUUUUUUCUAAACGGUUUCCUCCUCAUCAGCUGCUCCAGUAUCAACGUCACUCCGCUUCACUUCUAUGUCAACCCACUCCAUGUGACAUCGAUGUUUUUUUUAUCAAAAGACUCCUCCUGAACUGUGAGAUUCUUUUUUGAUCUGUUUGUCUCACACUGAACACACCAAAGCUGCAAUGUUGAUCCUCGAAGCAAACAAUCGGAUUCCGAACAUUUCAUGUCAUUACAUUUUGCAGGUUUUUUAUGUCACUUUAAUUAUGUCUCUUUAUUUUUAGUCAUUGUAAUUAGUGCUUGAAUAAUUUUCUUUAAUAGUUUUUUUUAAACACAAUAUUCUGUUGAUUCUGUGUUUCUUCUCUCUUUUCCUAAUAAUCUUUAAGGUGGGCGGGGUUUGUUUUUUACUCAAUUAACUGCAGAUAUAAAACACCUGGAGGUUUAAAUCUGUUAACAGUGCACACGUUUUCUUAAUUGCCUUAAUUAGAAUUGCUGCAUUUUUGGUUUCUGCUGCCACUGUGUUUCUACAGAAGUGGGUUUUUUAGUUAAAAAAAAAAAAGUAGAACAUUUCAAUUUUUUAUGAAAACAAAAUCCAACAAGUGACACUACACAAAUGAUGAAUGGUUUAAGUUAAAAACAAGGAAGAUGCAUGCAAAAGGUAGAAUCUGUGGGGUUGUGUUAGUUGUCAUACUUUACAGCACAUUUUCGUUUCCAAAGUGCAAAUCCCAACACCCUAUAUGUGAAGAGAGCCUGUGUGAACGCUAGUUUUUAAAACCAAAUUGUGUCCCAGUGAAAGUAUUUUUAUAGCUAACAUCUGUUGGAACAUGUUUGUGCUUUAUUUUAAGUUUGCAAAUGAACUGUCCAUUGAUUACAAACUUUAUGUUAAAUUCACACAAGAGGACGUUGGAGUGCAAUAUGGCUAAAGGCACCAACAAAAUCCCAUUUCCUGCAUUUGAGUUGCCUGGUCAUUUUUGUGAAGCACCUACAAAGCUGCAUUUGUUGAUGCAGUACUUUUGCACACGUAGAGGCCCAUCAAACUGGUUAGUUUUUCUAUUUUGUCUCUCAGGGGAUUUUCACUGCCUCCUGCUUACACUGCCUAAGUAACCAUGACGACCGAAUAGAUCUGAAUGAUGAAAAUCCAGUACGAUUGUGCUACCUGUCUGUAUUGGUGCUUUUAGACAUUUAUUCCCCAGGUGUCUCAUGUCUUAAAUAAUAAUGGCAGUUGUAUUUAAAAAAUUAUUCAUAUAAAAACCUUGGCCAGUAUUGUAAAGACUGUUCCCGUUAAGCUGUAAGUGGAACUAGGUGCCCUGGAUGUAUUUGGAAACACAAAGAUGUGUUUUUGGUUGUGUGCCGUACAGUUAUUGUGCAUUUUCAGUAUGUGAACAUGUCAAACUGUCUGUAUGUGGUCCCUUUGCUAAUAAAAAAAUACACAGAGUAAUUUCUAA